This is a messenger RNA of Rhagoletis zephyria (snowberry fruit fly), 2076 nucleotides long. The record is from RefSeq and is a predicted model, not a curated record. NCBI's taxonomy places the organism in Eukaryota, Metazoa, Arthropoda, Insecta, Diptera, Tephritidae.
AUGGAGGACAACCAGAAUUCAGACAUCUGCCGCGUCUGCAGGUGUGAGGCCACCCCCGACAAACCGCUCUACCAUCCGUGCAUCUGCACGGGCAGCAUCAAGUACAUUCACCAGGAAUGUUUGAUGCAGUGGCUCAAGUACAGUGAAAAAGAGUUCUGCGAGCUAUGCAACUACCGCUUCUCCUUCAUUCCAAUAUAUUCACCGGACAUGCCGAAGCGGUUACCUCUGAAGGACAUCUUCAGCGUCAUUGCCCGGUGUCUGGGCACGGUGGCCCGGUACUGGGUGCAGUACACCCUGGUGGCCAUUGCCUGGCUGGUCGUCAUUCCGCUGACUGCUUACCGAAUCUACAUGUUCCUCUUCAACUACUCCUUUGACGACGUCCUUAGCUUUACCUUUGAGUUCAACAAGCCGGAGAACCUCUUCUCCGACGGAUUCUACGGCUGCUGUGUGGUGAUGUGCACCCUCUGCACCUUCAUCUUCCUCAUCUGGCUCCGGGAGCAGAUCAUCCGCGUGGGGGCGCCCGACUGGCUGGAGCGGCCGCUCAACUUUCGCCUCCUCCAGGCGCUCUUUAGAGGAGGUGGAGGAGGCGCCGGAGGCGAUCAACAGGGGAAUAAUAUUCCUCCUCUGGGCGCGAAUAAUCAGCUGAAUAAUAAUAAUAAUAAUAACAACAACAACAACAACGAUAAUAACGGUGACAACAACAACGGCGACAGGGCAGUGAUUGAGCAGCAGCCUGGAGCUGCGGCUGUUGCUGCUGCUGCUGCUGUGCCUGCAAAUCCGCCAGAAGGCCAAAAUCUUCCCCUCGACUGGCGAGAGAAUGAUGAUCUUGACGAUGAGAAUGACGCAGACGAUGAGGCGGACAAUGAGGAGNCAGUGAUUGAGCAGCAGCCUGGAGCUGCGGCUGUUGCUGCUGCUGCUGCUGUGCCUGCAAAUCCGCCAGAAGGCCAAAAUCUUCCCCUCGACUGGCGAGAGAAUGAUGAUCUUGACGAUGAGAAUGACGCAGACGAUGAGGCGGACAAUGAGGAGCUGCUGGGGGCGGAAGACGCCGUGGAUGGCGGCGACCAGGACAAUGCUGCAGCGGCGGUUGUGCCGGCUGCUGGUGCUGCUGCUGCUGGCGAUGCUGCUGGAGCAGCAAGAGCAGCAGGUGGCAACAAUCGAGCCCAGGUGGCAGUCGCCCAGGACUGGAACCCGGUCAUUGAGUGGGAUCGAGGCGCAGAAGAUAUUACCUGGGAGAGGAUUCUCGGCUUGGACGGCACCUUUGCCUUCCUGGAGAACGUCUUCUGGGUGAUCACGCUGAACACGCUCUUCAUCUUCAUCUUCGCCUACUGCCCCUACCACAUCGGCAAUCUCACCACGGCUUCAGUCACCGCCACCGCCCACCUUGUGAGCGCCCAGUUUGACCGUUUCGUCAUCAUCUUCCUCGGCUACUUCAUCAUCGGCUUCCUCCUCUUUGCCCUGCACACUGCCUUCAGCCUGACGCAUCUGCAGCGCAUCCAGCGCUUCUUUGGCUUCUGCUACAUCAUCGUCAAGGUGGCCCUGCUGGUCACCCUCGAGAUUGGCCUCUUCCCCUUCGUCAUCGGCUGGUGGCUGGACAUCUGCUCACUGCCGCUCUUUGGCACCACCCUCGACCGCCGCCUGGACGCCUUCUUCGCCUCGCCGGGCACCUCGCUCUUCAUCCACUGGCUGGUGGGCAUGAUCUGCAUCUUCUAUUUUGUCUCCUUUGUGCUGAUGGUCAAAGAGACCGUUCGCCCGGGCAUCCUCUGGUUCAUUCGAAACCUGAACGACCCCAACUUCAACCCGGUCAAUGAGAUGAUCCACCUGCCGAUACUGGUCCACUGCCAGCGGUGCGUCCUCAGCAUGGUCGUCUUCUGCGCCAUUGUCAUGCUGGUGGUGCUCUUUCCCAUUCUCGCCAUUCAGAAGUGUCUGCCCGACUUUCUCCCCUACAACAAUGUCGCCAAUAACGAAUCGCCAUUCGAGCUUAUCCUGGAGCUGUUCGUCUUUCGCAUUCUCCUGCCGAACAUCAUCGAGGCGAAUGACUUUACCUUUCGCCAGCUGAUCAAGUCGGUCAUCAAAAUU